Messenger RNA from Micropterus salmoides (largemouth bass), 4644 nucleotides. Its product is annotated as alpha-2-macroglobulin-like. The record is from RefSeq and is a predicted model, not a curated record. Gene Ontology annotation, cellular component: extracellular region. Gene Ontology annotation, molecular function: endopeptidase inhibitor activity. The transcript has 36 exons. Lineage: Eukaryota; Metazoa; Chordata; Actinopteri; Centrarchiformes; Centrarchidae. The coding region runs from base 74 to 4408 and encodes 1444 amino acids.
UGUGUAUAACGCGGAGGUGGAUGGUAUCAGAGGCUAUUUAACAGAUGCUGACUGAGGCUCAUGUCAGUCAGUCAUGGGUCGUCCUGGGAUUCAGAUGUGGACAUGGACGUUGUGCGUCCUGUGCUGGAUGUGUGUUGGUCAAGCAGUGGCAAGACCGCAGUACAUGGUGGCCAUUCCUGCAGUUCUUGAAGUUGGAGCUGAGGCCAAACUCUGUGCGAGUCUCCUGCAGCCCACUGAGGCUCUGGUCAUGACAGUCACUUUGAUAUCCCAAGAGCAGAAUACAACGCUUCUGAAGAAGGCAUCCAGUGAAACGUUUCAUACCUGCACUCAGUUUAAGGUUCCUUUAGUGCAGAAAGACGUGGUGCAGAAGUUGGAGGUAGAGGUAGUAGGUAAUAAUUUUUAUUCAAAAGAAGUCAGGAAAGUCAUGAUCAAAGUCUAUCAACCAAUGACAUUCAUCCAAACAGAUAAACCGAUCUACCUCCCUGGACAAACAGUACAUUUCAGAGUCAUUUCAGUGGAUACCAAGUUCAGACCUGCCAGACAGCUGUAUAAUGUCAUCGAAAUUAUGGAUCCUAACAACAACAGGAUUGGGCAGUGGCUGAAUGAAACGUCAAAUGGUAAAAUACUGCAGCUUUCUUACUCCCUGAACUCUGAGGCCCGUGAAGGAACCUACUAUGUCAUUGUGUCAAUUGGUGAAAAUAAACUACAUCACAGCUUCAAGGUGGAGAAAUAUGUUUUGCCGAAAUUUGAUAUAAAAGUAAAUGUGUCUGAUGAAGUAAGUAUUGAGCAGGUAGAAAUCAAAGCUGAAGUAUGUGCAAAGUAUACAUACGGACAGCCUGUGCCAAGCAGUGUUGAAUUGCACGUGUGCCGACCUCUUCGACCCUUCAUUUAUCAUGUCCUUGAACUCAUUGGAUAUGAAAAGGGUGUCUCUGAUAACAUACAUACCCCAUGCUACAAGGAAACGAAGCAGAUGGACAAGAAAGGCUGUGUCACUUUUACCUUCAAGAUGUCAACUUUCACAAAACAUGACCAAAAAGCACUAGAAGAUAUACUGGACCUCAGUGCCAAGGUAGAGGAGGAGGGGACAGGUAUUUCACAACCACAGAGGAAGAGAAUAGGGAUUUCAUAUGUUGUUGGAAAGCUGUCCUUCAUUGACACACCCAAGAUUUAUGACCAAGGAUCAAAUGUGGAGGGAAAAGUUAAAGCAGUUUACUACAAUAAUACACCCAUUCCUGACAUGCCAGUGUACCUGUUUGCGGGUGUAAGGUGGUCAGCACGUCUGGUACAGAACCUCACAACUGACAGUGAUGGGAUUGCCACCUUCUCAUUCAGCUCUGCUGACUUUGAAGGAUACGUCCACCUCCACGUUAGCAACAAACAGACGCUGGACCACGUUGGUUAUAGAAUGCCAUACUAUGAGGUUGGAGAUCACAUGUUGUCUAUGGCCGAACCUUUUUCUCCUGAUACUAAAACAGCCAGCACCCUGGAGGUGAAGAAGAAGGAUCAGCUACUUCUCUGUGACAGAGAAGAAGACAUCUCCAUCAAAUACACUGUAGUUGGAGAGACCCAGGGCUCUGUGGAUGUGAUGUAUCUGGUCUUAUCCAGAGGAGCCAUUCUCAUGCAAGGAGUUAAGCACGUUGAAGUACAAGAUAAAUCAGUGACUGAGGGAGAGGUGUCCUUCAAGUUGACAGUGUCUGCAGAGAUGGCACCACAGGUCCAGGUUGUAGCUUACGCCGUCCUCCCCAGUGAGACUGUGAUCGCCAACAGUGCUGACUUCUCCACCGAGAAAUGCUUCAGUCACAAGGUGUCGUUGGAGUUUUCUCCGCCCUCAGCUGUUCCAGGGGAGGAAACCAUCCUGCGGGUGACGGCCCAGCCAGACUCUCUGUGUGGUGUGAGUGCUGUCGACCAGAGUGUCCUCAUCAAGGAGCCAGGGAAGACUCUGAAUGCAGACAAGAUAUUUGCCUUCUUGCCUGUCAGAACAGCAUCCUAUAUUCCAUAUGAGGUUCAAGAUCCUGAUGAAUGCUUGCAUGUGAGACCUAAAAGAUAUGUGCCAUACCCUGGAGGCGUCAAUGAAGAUCAUCUUCAUUCAGUUUUCCAGUAUGUAGGGCUGAAGAUAGCAACAAACUUGGUUCUCAGAGUUCCUCGGUGCGUCAAAUACAAAGGAAGAGAAUACCACCAUGGCCAUGGGGUAAUAGCGGAAGGAUUGAGUGGUGUACCUGGUCCUGCUCUCGGAUAUGCUAGAUCACUUUCAUCACCAAUAGAGACAGUCCGCACUUUCUUCCCUGAGACCUGGAUUUGGGACCUGGUGGAAGUUGGAGAGUCUGGAACAAAGGAUGUGUCCCUCACUGUCCCAGACACCAUCACCACCUGGGAGACGGAGGCUUUCUGUUUGUCCCCUCAGGGGUUUGGCUUGGCUCCUCGUAAAGAGAUCACCGUCUUCCAGCCCUUCUUCCUGGAGCUCAGCCUGCCUUACUCCAUCAUCCGGGGGGAGCACUUUGAACUGAAGGCAACCACCUUCAACUACCUGUCCAGCUGCAUCAUGGUCACUGUGACUCCAGCACCCUCUUUAGACUACACCCUCACUCCGCUCUCUGGUGACCAGUACACAUCCUGUUUGUGUGGCAGUGAGCGCAAGACCCUCAGCUGGACCAUGGCCCCCUCAGCCUUGGGGGUUGUGAAUGUGUCUGUGACGGCUGAGGCUGUGGCAUCCCAUGCUUCAUGUGACAAUGAGAUUGUGAGCGUUCCAGAGAGAGGACGUAUCGACGUGGUCACACGAUCUCUCAUAGUAAAGGCGGAGGGAACUGAGAUGACAAAGACCUACAACUUUCUGCUCUGCCCAAAAGGGGAAGCUGUGACAGAGGAAAUAGACAUCCAACUCCCUGAGAACAUGAUUGAUGGAUCUGCCCGUGCUUCACUAUCAGUCCUGGGUGACAUUCUGGGCCGAGCCCUGAGGAACCUGGAUGGGCUGCUGAAGAUGCCGUAUGGAUGUGGAGAGCAGAACAUGGCGCUCCUGGCCCCCAACAUUUACAUCCUCCAGUACCUGGAAAACACACAGCAGCUGACCGCAGCCAUCAAGGAGAAGGCUACCAACUUCCUGACCAGUGGCUACCAGAGACAGCUAAACUACAAACAUGGCGACGGUGCUUACAGCACAUUUGGAUCAGGUACAGGGAACACUUGGCUGACUGCUUUUGUACUGAGAUCUUUUGCCAAAGCACAGUCUUUCAUCUACAUUGACCCAGUAAAGCUUGCUGAGUCUAAGUCUUGGCUGGAUGGCAAACAACGAGAAAACGGCUGUUUCCAGCAGCUGGGAAAACUCUUCAACAACAGAAUGAAGGGUGGUGUGUCUGAUGAAGUGACUCUCAGUGCUUACAUCACUGCUGCCUACUUGGAGAUGAAUGCAUCCGCAAAUGAUCCUGUGGUGAACAAGAGCCUGUCUUGUCUCAGGGAGUCCAUCAGUGACCUCAGCAACACCUACACUACAGCUCUGCUGGCGUACGUCUUCACCCUGGCAGGAGAAACGGAGACCCGUGCUCACCUUCUGAAGCACCUGGACACUGUUGCAUCAAACCAAGGAGGUUUCCUCUACUGGUCUCAGACAGCAACAGAAACGUCAGCCUCUCUGUCUGUGGAGAUCAGCUCCUAUGUGCUGCUGGCCAAACUCAGCGUCUCUCCCACUGCUGAAGACCUGGGCGAAGCCGCCCGCAUCGUCAGAUGGCUGACGGGCCAGCAGAACUAUUAUGGAGGCUUCUCCUCUACACAGGACACGGUGGUGGCUCUCCAGGCUCUGGCUCUCUACGCCACUGCAGUGUUCAGUCCAGAGGGUUCCAGCACAGUGACAGUCCAGUCUCCCAGUGGCCAGCUGACAUUUGAUGUGAAUCAGAACAACAAACUGCUCUACCAGGAGAAGCUGCUGCAGGAAGUGACAGGAAAGUACAACCUGGAGGUGAAGGGCUCUGCAUGUGCUUCAGUGCAGAUCUCUCUUCACUAUAACAUCCCAACUCCUGCUGCUGUCACCACUCUCAGUGUGGAGGUCAAACCAGAGGCCGACUGCACAUCUCUCAGACCCAAACUCACUCUGAAGCUAAAGUCCCUAUAUAGUGGAACAGCAAGCACUACAAACAUGGUGAUCCUGGACAUCAAAAUGCUCUCUGGCUUUGUCCCAGACCCAGAGUCUUUGAGGAGGCUCAAAGGUGCCCUGCUGGUGGAUCGUGUUGAAGAAAAGGAAGAUCACGUUCUGGUGUACAUAACGGAGUUAAUGAAGGACAUACCUAUCAACCACAGCUUAGACCUCCUACAGGAGGUCACAGUGCAGAACCUGAAGCCAGCCGUGGUCAAGAUCUAUGACUACUACCAGCCAAGUGACCAGGCUGAGACAGAAUACAUCUACCCUUGUGCUGCAGCUUGAAGAGCGAACUGUGGUCAGUCCUCAGGUCUUCACUCAUUUCAGUAUAAUUUAAGCAGACCUCAAUUUUAUUACCUAAGAUAGAUUUUAUGUGCCAUGUCAGUUUGUGUAAACAUACACAAACAUUUACCAAUUUAUUACCUUUUAGUAUUUGGCAACUUUACCGUACAACUUUGUAACUACUCUGUGUCAAAGUUAAAUGUAUUCAUAAUGGACAAUAAAAUAUUCUGAAUGUUCAA